Glycine soja is the source of this 640-nucleotide messenger RNA. Its product is annotated as heparanase-like protein 2. The transcript is spliced from 4 exons. Lineage: Eukaryota; Viridiplantae; Streptophyta; Magnoliopsida; Fabales; Fabaceae. Gene Ontology annotation, cellular component: plant-type cell wall; membrane. The record is from RefSeq and is a predicted model, not a curated record. Gene Ontology annotation, molecular function: beta-glucuronidase activity. The coding region runs from base 1 to 627 and encodes 208 amino acids.
AUGGGUGCAAGUGUUGGUGUUGCACAAUAUGGGAAAGACUUGAUAAAGCUUAUUCUAAGCACGUUAUACGAGAGCUCCAAGUUCAAGCCUUCACUUGUCGCACCUGGAGGAUUUUAUGAAAAAUAUUGGUAUGACAGGCUUCUUCAGGUUUCGGGUUUAGGCAUAAUCAAUGUUCUGACUCAUCAUUUAUAUAAUUUGGGCCCAGGUAGUGAUGAGCAUCUUGAAAGGAAGAUUCUAGAUCAUGAGCGCUUGAGUAGGGUGGAAUCAAUUUUCGGAAAUCUUUCAGAAAUCAUUAAAAUAUAUGGUCCUUGGUCUUCUGCAUGGGUAGGAGAAGCUGGAGGGGCAUACAACAGUGGUGUCAAUCAUGUUUCUAACAGAUUUCUAAACAGCUUUUGGUACUUAGAUCAACUUGGAAUAGCAUCUUGCUACAACACUAAAGUCUAUUGCAGACAGACUUUAAUUGGAGGGAACUAUGACCUUCUCAAUACCACUACCUUUGCUCCCAAUCCUAACUACUACAGUGCACUUUUGUGGCAUCGGUUAAUGGGAAAGAAGGUUCUUGCGGUCUCAAGUGAUGUUCAUAUUAAAGACUUUUACCUACAGUUAGGAAAUGUAAGUAGAAGUUAAUAACUUUUACCUA